Messenger RNA from Homo sapiens (human), 3159 nucleotides. RefSeq names its product netrin 5 (gene NTN5). The transcript has 6 exons. Gene Ontology annotation, biological process: neurogenesis. Lineage: Eukaryota; Metazoa; Chordata; Mammalia; Primates; Hominidae. Gene Ontology annotation, cellular component: extracellular region. The record is from RefSeq and is a predicted model, not a curated record. The coding region runs from base 812 to 1966 and encodes 384 amino acids.
UGUUUGGUGAUAAUCCCCUUCCGUGCCCAGGGUGUGGAGAACAAGGUUAGGGCCCCAUGUGGGAAAGGCAAUGGCUCUGAUCCCUGCAGGCCUGGGCCUCGGUCUCUCACUUCUGAUCCCCCGCCAGACACCCCUAGCCUGUCCCCUUCCCUCCCCUCCCCAGGGCCUGCCAGGCUGGGUGUCUCUGAGCCCACCUGCCCACCUAUCCCAGCCCCCAGGCAGUCCGAGCCUCAGUCUCCCAGCUCCCUGUGGCCUCUGGGUGCCUGGCCUCUGUCUCAGCCUCUCAGCCUCCUGUCUGUUCCUCUGUCUUUGCAGCAACUUCUCUGUGCCGAGCGCCUCCCCUAGGCUGACUGUCCUCUCUCUGCCUCUGUCCUGUCCUCUAUUUCUUUGUGACUGAGUCUUCAUCUGUCCCUAAGCCCCCUCUCCUGCCCAGCCCUGCUUGUCUCUGUGUCCCUCUCUAGGUUUCCACGUCUGCUGGCCUUGGCCAGCCCCUCUGCUCCAGCCGCUCACCGCUCCCCAGGGCCCCCUGCCCCUCGACACUGACGGAUAACUCUGGGGUGUUAAGCUACGGAUUAGUUCAGGCAAAAUUCUCGAUUUUGUCUGCGUUCUUUCCCCUUUGGGUUAUGUAAACAGUAAUUCUCCCCAGAUGGAACUAUUUUCCUCGCUUCCAUGCAGCCGGGGAGGGGGCCUGGACGGGUUGGGGGUGGAAUGCCCCAGUUCCACAGGACACCUCCAGGAGGGGUAGAGGCUGCGGCUGAGAUCCCCAGCCCAGCCACCUCUCUUCCCUCCAGGUGCUGGCUCUGCUGUGACCAUGCCCGUGACCUUUGCCCUCCUGCUCCUCCUGGGCCAGGCCACUGCGGACCCAUGCUACGAUCCACAGGGCCGCCCCCAAUUCUGCCUCCCGCCAGUGACACAGCUGGCUGCCGUGGCGGCCUCCUGCCCUCAGGCCUGUGCCCUGUCCCCAGGAAACCACCUUGGCGCCAGGGAAACCUGCAAUGGCAGCCUGACUUUGGCCCUGGGUGGCCCCUUCCUCCUGACAUCUGUCAGCUUGCGCUUCUGUACCCCAGGACCCCCAGCCCUCAUCCUGUCUGCUGCCUGGGCCUCAGGGGGUCCCUGGAGGCUGCUGUGGCACAGGCCCGCCUGGCCUGGGGCCUUAGGGGGCCCUGAAAGGGUGACCUUCCACUCCACACCAGGUCCUAAGGCCACUGUGGCGGCCAGCCACCUCCGUGUGGAGUUUGGGGGCCAGGCCGGGCUAGCGGCAGCUGGGCUGAGAGGCCGCUGCCAGUGUCAUGGCCACGCUGCCCGCUGUGCCGCCCGUGCCCGGCCCCCCCGCUGCCACUGCCGCCACCAUACCACUGGCCCGGGGUGCGAGAGCUGCCGCCCGUCCCAUCGAGACUGGCCCUGGCGGCCUGCCACGCCCCGGCACCCCCACCCUUGCCUACCCUGCUCCUGCAACCAGCACGCCCGACGCUGCCGGUUCAACUCUGAGCUGUUCAGACUGUCGGGCGGCCGGAGUGGGGGUGUUUGUGAGCGGUGCCGCCACCACACAGCUGGGCGGCACUGCCACUACUGCCAACCUGGGUUCUGGAGGGACCCUAGCCAGCCUAUCUUCAGCCGCAGGGCCUGCAGAGCCUGCCAGUGCCACCCUAUUGGGGCAACAGGAGGAACCUGCAACCAGACCAGUGGGCAGUGCACCUGCAAGUUAGGGGUCACAGGCCUGACCUGCAACCGCUGUGGCCCUGGCUACCAGCAGAGCCGCUCCCCCAGGAUGCCCUGCCAGCGAAUUCCAGAGGCAACAACCACCCUUGCCACUACUCCUGGUGCUUAUAGCUCUGACCCUCAGUGUCAAAACUACUGCAAUAUGUCGGACACCAGGGUACACAUGAGCCUUCGGAGGUACUGCCAGCAGGACCAUGAGUUUCAUCAUCUCCUUCAGCCUGACAUCUCUGAGGGAUGGAAGAGAUAGGGGAACUGGUUGAGUGGAAUGAACUCUUGCCCUGUCCUCCCUAUCUCAGAGACCCUUUCUGCUUCCCUUCAUGGUCCCAGAUAUUUGAGCCUUAGCCCCACUUCCCAUAAAGACUUGUCCCACGGUUCCCUAAUCCCCAGUCCACACCUGCUCCAUGACCUUGGGGUCUAUGACCUCAGGCUAUUCAGCUCUCUUAAGACACUCAGGAGUUCGGCCCAGCCAACAAAUCUAGACCAACGCCAGCUAUUUCUCUCAAUGUAUAGGACCGCAGACUUCUCCCUCAGGAACCUCAUCUGGUCACUAGUGUUCUAGGCCUUCACAGGUGGAAAGAUUUUCCCCACCUUCCACAGGGAUCUCCUGCCCCGCAGACCCAGCUGGCUAGUCAGAGUCCCACCCAGCCUCUCAGAAAGUGCAUUUUUCUGGCCGGGCGCGGUGGCUCAUGCUAAUAAUCCCAGCACUUUGUGGGGGCCGAGGUGGGCGGAUCACUUGAGGUCAGGAGUUCGAGACCAGCCUGGCCAACAUGGUGAAACUCCAUCUCUACUAAAAAUACAAAAAUUAGCCAGGCGUGGUGGCAGGAUCCUGUAAACCCAGCUGAGGCACAAGAAUCACUUCAACCUGGGAGGCAGAGGCUGCAGUGAGUUGAGAUCACACCACUGCACUCCAGACUGGGCAAUAGAGUAAGAUUCCGUCUCAAAAAAAAAAUUUAUGUUUUUCUGAAUCACUAUCAGUAUGACCUCAGCCCUCACAUUCCAGGGACCAGUCUCUUCCUUCUUCUGGUCCUCGAAAUUUAUCCCAGAGCCCCUCCCCCGGCAAUGUGACCCCUCCUUCCCAAGAAUUCCACCAUUGAUACCUUCUGACUCCACUGCAUUAGAGACCCUGGACCUGCCUCUUCUGCCCUGUCCCCAGCCCCACCUACUAUAGUUUAACUCCUUAUCUCAAAGAUGUUUCCUCCAGCAGGCUCUACCCCUCACGAUUUAGGGUCAAACUCUCCAAGGUUCAAGGUUUCUCUCCCCACUGCGAUACCAGAAGCCCACCCACCGGUCUCGGGCUCCUGCCCACUGUGACUGACCCCACGGGACCCAGAGGUACCCUGGAAGCUCCCCACGACCUGGGCUGACAUCUCCCCUCCCCACAGUUCUCCGCGCGCAGGUGCUAGCGUCCGAGGCGGCGGGCCCGGCAUGGCAGCGGCUGGC